Penicillium soppii is the source of this 2022-nucleotide messenger RNA. RefSeq names its product guanine nucleotide exchange factor SEC2. The record is from RefSeq and is a predicted model, not a curated record. Gene Ontology annotation, molecular function: guanyl-nucleotide exchange factor activity. The coding region runs from base 1 to 2022 and encodes 673 amino acids. Gene Ontology annotation, cellular component: Golgi to plasma membrane transport vesicle; cell tip. NCBI's taxonomy places the organism in Eukaryota, Fungi, Ascomycota, Eurotiomycetes, Eurotiales, Aspergillaceae. Gene Ontology annotation, biological process: exocytosis. The transcript is spliced from 2 exons.
AUGAUUCAGCGUCACGCCCACAAGAGGUCGCUCUCUUCCGAGCACCGGUCCCUAUCUCCUGACCGAACUGUCACCAAAGCAAAGUCCACCACCAAUCUCGCAGAUUUCGCUUCCAACGGCAAACCCAAAUCGAGAUUUGACGACAGCAGUUUCAGCACCUUGCAGGAUCCUCGAUUGGCGGACGGCUUGGAGGUUUCACCAUCGACGUCAUCGUCGCACCACCCCGAUUUGAGCAACGAAGUCGCAGCAUUGUCUGUAAAACUGAUUCAGGCUAUAAACAACCAAACAACUCUCGAUGAUAGUCUGGUGGCUACUCGCGAAGAACUAGACCUUGCACAAGGCAAGGUCCAAGCUCUUCAAUUCCAAAAUGAUAAAUAUCGACGAGACUUUGAUAACAAAGUUUACAUCAAGAAAUCCGAUUCUGACCGUGAAAUUCAAGAAUUACGCAAUGCGCUCACAGAGGAAAAAUCCCAGCGUGCUAUCGCUGAAAAGGGCAAAAAGACCAUGGAGCAAGAGCUGGAAACUCUAACUGCGGCACUUUUCGAAGAAGCCAAUAAGAUGGUAGCUGCGGCUAAGAUUGAACGCGAGGCGGUGGAGAAGAAGAAUGAACAAUUACGUUCACAAGUAAAAGACACAGAGUUGCUUCUGGCGUCACACCAGGACCAGCUAGCUGAACUUAAGUCUGUUAUGCAAGGGAUGUAUCUUCAUAAAGAUGAAGUCGAAGCCCGUUCAACUACCGCCCCACCAUCUCCAGGCGGACCCCAACAAGUGCCAGGUUCAGCCAAGCUAGAGCCAGAGCCAGAGCUAGAACCUGUUUCUCUACCAAUCUGCAACACAGAAGAGUUCACUCCAGGUCCUUCUUGUAACUUCCCGCAGAUCCUCCGCAUGAUCUGCCGGACGGAUUUGCAGGCUUAUGAGGAUUUCCGUGACCUGCUGGUACUCUCUCGCAGCUCUAAACCCCCAAGCCGUGCUACUAGUGGGUCAUAUGGAGGCCUCAAUGUGAUGGGAUUGGCAAGUUUUGCAAGUGGGGGAGCCUCAUCGGCAACUUCAUCACCCACCAAGGGGUUCGCACAAUCACCUAACGGUAGUAUGUCUUCAACAACGGGUUCACACAUUCCCUUAAAAGAAACCCGUUUCUACAAGCGGGUGCUGAUGGAAGACAUUGAGCCCACCCUCAGGCUGGACCUGGCGCCUGGGAUCUCAUGGUUGACCCGGCGUACUGUCCUAAGUGGCAUCUGCGAAGGCAGUCUAGUUGUGGAGCCAAUGCCCUCUGCAUCCAAGAAAUUUGAAUUCCCCUGCUCGGUUUGUGGAGAACGCAGACCUGGCACACCGAACGAGAGAACCCACCGUUUCCGCACGUCGGAUAGCGAGACAGCCCAGCGCUAUUCACUCUGUAUCCUCUGCUUGGAACGCGUGCGCUCGUGUUGCGAGUUUACUGGAUAUUUGCGUCUUAUCCUUGACGGACAUCUUCGCGCAGGUGACACUGACGAAGAGAAGGAAAUCUGGGACGAGACCAUUCGCCUCAGAGAGCGGAUGUUCUGGUCCAGGAUUGGCGGCGGUAUCGUUCCGGUGCUUAAUCGUUCAAAUAAAACAGAGGCGAAGUCGGAAGCCCCAGACUCCAGUUUCGACGCUGUUGAAGACUAUGAUGAGCAGUAUCUCCAUCCUGUGGAUGUCACUCACAUCGACUCCAAGAUCGACAGAGUGUCUCCCGUAGCGAAGCUCCCACUUGCUCCUGAAACACCAGUUGCGCAGUCUGCAAAUGAUCACAUAAACCACCCCGACAUCCCUCGGCCUCAGAGCUCCAUUUAUGACAGAGACGGGGACGACGCUGCUUCCCUUCCGGAUGAUGAACGCAGACGAAUGUCUGCCGAAUCAGAGCGCAGCGUAUACGAAGAAGCCAACGCCGAUGUGGAUCUCCACAUCAAUCUCAACAAUACGGAACACGCCUCCGCCGUGCCCUCGAUCACUCAUGACCAAGAGCCUGACACAGACAUUGCAAAGUCUAGUCCGAGCCACACUUAG